Messenger RNA from Brienomyrus brachyistius, 4071 nucleotides. Its product is annotated as Friend leukemia integration 1 transcription factor-like. Gene Ontology annotation, biological process: cell differentiation; regulation of transcription by RNA polymerase II. Gene Ontology annotation, molecular function: sequence-specific DNA binding; DNA-binding transcription factor activity, RNA polymerase II-specific. Lineage: Eukaryota; Metazoa; Chordata; Actinopteri; Osteoglossiformes; Mormyridae. The record is from RefSeq and is a predicted model, not a curated record. The coding region runs from base 448 to 1860 and encodes 470 amino acids. The transcript is spliced from 9 exons. Gene Ontology annotation, cellular component: nucleus.
ACUUCGGAACCCCUAUACUGUCUCUGUUUUUCUUUCCUGGGAUGAGGGGGGCACGCCUCGUUGUCCCAUGUCACUUGUUUUUUUUUUCCCAACGCUCUGGGGGGAAAAGCUCUGUUUUCCACAGCAGUGUUUUUCCUGGCCCCCACCCUCUGAAGCCAGACACGGCAGUUACCGCUGAUUGCUCCGGCCAAGCCUAAAGCAGACGUGUUUUUUACUAGACUAUUUUAGUCUUGUGGUGUUAUCACAGGGUGAACAUUAGUUAUCAGAAGAGAGAGGAGGUUUUCUCGACUGCCGAUUCAAACAAUUAGCUUUUCCUUAACCUAUGCUAUUCCUUAAAGAAACUUGGGCGAAAAUAGACGAAACCACCAAGACUCCGCGACACGCCAUUGCUGUAACUUGGAGCACGGCGCCCUCUAGCGGGAGAAUAAUACGACGACGCUGGGAACAAUGACGGACGGCGUUAUUACAUCCAGAUUUGAGCAUCUCUCGGCACAGAUUAAAGAAUUUCAUAGUCUGGAGGCGCUGUCUAUUGUGAGUGAAGACCAGUCCCUGUUCGAGCCCCCAUACGCAGCUGCCGCCCCCCUGUCUAAGCCGGACAUGACAGCAUCGGGAUCCCAAGACUAUGGCACCGCCCCCGACAUUCACCCUCUGCCCCCCCAGCAUGAGUGGCUCAGCCCAGCCCGGCACAUCAGCGUCAAGCGGGAAUACGAGCAUAUCAACGGCGGCUCCAGUGACUCCACGGCGCCGCCCUGCCUGCUGAAGAGCACCAAGCAGCCCAGUGGCACCGACAGCACUCGCACCGGCUACGGCUGCUAUGCUGAUGAGAAGAGUGGCCUGCUGGAGAGCUCAGGCGUCGCCGAGAGGAGGGUCAUUGUCCCGGCAGACCCCGCCCUGUGGACCCCGGAGCACGUGCGGCAGUGGCUGGACUGGGCGGUCAAGGAAUACGGGCUGCUGGAGGUGGAGACCACGGCAUUUCAGGGCACCGACGGCAAGGCUCUCUGCAGGAUGGCCAAGGACGACUUCCUGCGGCUCACGUCCGUGUACAGCGCUGACGUCCUAAUGUCCCACCUGCAGUACCUCAGGGAGAGUAACUCUUCGCUGUCCUACAAUGUCCCGUCUCACAUGAACCAGCCCCACACACGGCCAGUGGCUAAGGAAGACACCCCCUAUGAAGUUCCAGGGCAGGCAGCUUGGACGGGGGCCAUGCAUGUUGGGAAAGGCUCGCCGCCAGGAGUCACACAGAGUGUCUCCAAGACGACGGAGCAGCCGGGGGCCCAGCCAGAUCCUUACCAGAUCCUGGGUCCAACCAGCAGCCGACUGGCCAAUCCAGGAUCUGGCCAGAUACAGCUGUGGCAGUUCCUCCUGGAGCUGCUGUCGGACAGCGCCAACGCGGCGUGCAUCACCUGGGAGGGAACCAGCGGCGAAUUCAAGAUGACGGACCCGGACGAGGUGGCGCGGCGCUGGGGCGAGAGGAAGAGCAAGCCCAACAUGAACUACGACAAGCUGAGCCGCGCGCUGCGCUACUACUACGACAAGAGCAUCAUGACCAAGGUGCACGGCAAACGCUACGCCUACCGCUUCGACUUCCACGGCAUCGCCCAGGCGCUGCAGCCGCACCCCGCCGAGCCCCCUGCCUACAAGUACCCCCCCGAGCUGGGCUACGCCCCACCCUACCCCCCACCUCAACAGAAAAUGGCCUUUGCCCCCCCACACCCCUCCCCAGUGCCUGUCACCUCCUCAAACUUCUUUGGGCCGGCCCCCCCUUACUGGAACUCGCCUGGGGGGGGCAUGUACCCAGGCCCAGGCGUCCCUCGACACCCUAACGCUCAUGUGCCCUCACAUCUGGGCAGUUAUUACUAAAACACCACACACACACACACACACAUUCCUGUUAUGGUGUUUGUACUCUCAGUUUUCCUGAAGCAGACCCUUCCCCCAAACCGGCAAGAUGAAAUUCUUCUGACAUUCUUCAUGAGGAAAUAUUUCUUCUGUUUUUGCCAAAGGAUACAAAAAAAAAAGAAAAUACUCAAUUUCAGCUUCAGUGCCAAAUGGAUUAUAACUUUCAUGAAGGUGAGGCUCUGUAUUCCCAAUAACACAGCAUUCAAGUCGUCAUGGAUACAGCUGGGAUAGAGACCUUCCGCCUUUGGGUUUAAAUGGGCCCCAGAUCUCCACUCUCAGUCCCUCCCUGUGCCUCGGGAAUCUUGCAGGAUCAUGGUGGAGCCUGGAGAUCUGUCACCUGGAAGGAGCAGACCACAGACAGAUUCCAUUCUCUAGGUGUGAAGAGUAAAAUUCUGGAACUCUCAUCAGCCUCAGAGUCCUGUAUUUUGGCCAGUCAUUGUAGUAGAAACGGAUCUGGUCAGAUCACUGCUGAGCACAUCACAUUCUUAGAUUUUGUGCGGAUUCAUAAGAGAGCCAUGUCAUGGCGAUGUUCUCAGCAUCCGAGCACACCUAGAGAACUUCAGAAGACCACCACUAUUUUUUCUUAAUCUAUCCCCAUCUCUGUCUCUCUCUCUCUCUGUCUCUCUCUUUGUGUAUCUGUCUCUCUGUGUGUCUGUCUCUCUCUCUUUCUCUGUCUGUCUCUCUGUGUCUCUGUAUCUGUCUCUUUUUUUGUGAAUGCCUGUGUGUCCGUCUCUCUCUGUCUGUCUCUCUGUGUAUCUCUCUGUAUCUGUCUCUCUCUUUGUGAAUGUCUAUCUGUCUGUCUAUCUGUCUCUCUCUGCAUGUCUCUCUCUUUGUGUAUCUGUCUCUCUAUGUGUCUGUCUCUGUCUCUCUCUCUCUGUGUCUCUCUCUGUAUCUGUCUCUCUCUAUGUCUCUCUCUCUUUGUAUAUGUCUAUCUGUGUGUCUAUCUGUCUCUCUCUGCAUGUCUCUCUCUUUGUGUAUCUGUCUCUCUAUGUGUCUGUCUCUCUCUCUGUCUGUCUCUCUGUGUCUCUCUCUGUAUCUGUCUCUAUGUCUCUCUCUCUUUGUAUAUGUCUAUCUGUGUGUCUAUCUGUCUCUCUCUGUAUCUGUCUCUCUAUAUGUCUCUCUCUCUUUGUAUAUGUCUAUCUGUGUGCAUAUCUGUCUCUCUCUGUAUCUGUCUCUCUCUAUGUCUCUCUCUCUUUGUAUAUGUCUAUCUGUGUGUCUAUCUGUCUCUCUCUGUAUCUGUCUCUCUCUUUGUGUAUCUGUCUCUCUGUCUGUCUCUCUCUCUGCUGUCUGGUUUGCCCCAUGUGAAGCUUUGUUCGCCGUCUCCUCUUUUCAAACCUGUGGAUUGCCAGGGUGCUCUUGACCAUAUUCAGCAAGCCUACCCACAUCGCCACCUCCCUUUUCCAUUGUUAGUUUUGUAAAGAAACUAUCAAUGAAUCAUCAGGGCUGGAACAUAAACAAGCGAAGGCCUAUCAAGAUAAAAGCAGACAUGACGAGACCAGCAACGGCUGGGAGGCUUCCCUGAUCGAUUCACGAAUGCUGUGCAUUCACCAGACCUGCCUCUUCAGUCUCAGACAUUAGCUAGUUGUUCAACCAGCUACAUAAGUUAUGCAGAGCUAUUUUCAUAUUUGACGCAGUAUUAAAAGGUCAGGAGAAUGAAUGCGAGUUGACCUCGCCCGUAAAUGCAGUUAUUUUUUUGCAGUCGUCUUUGAGGUAUAUUUGCACAUCUGUAUUUUGUUUCAAAUUUGUACAUUUGAGCCGUACCGUAAAUACAGGUAACUACUAAAUACAGGUCAUUCCCAGUGCCUUACUAUAACAGAUACAACUUACUAAAUAAACCCACCCAGCACAAAAAAACACCUGGACUCUUUGUCCCGGUCACCAGUCAGCCAAAUUCACCAUCCAGAGCAAAAGUCACACUUAGUUAAACGUGCCUGAAUUCAGUUGAACAUCCAGCACAUUCCAAGCCAUUCCAGUUCAGAUGACACUAACGAGCUUCUGGCCCCAUUUGCCUAAAGGCAAACCUAAGCAGGUAGUGUUAUUUUACAUAUGCAAUGUACUUUGAAUAUGAUAUAUUUGUAAAUAAUGUCAUUAUUCAUGUUCAUGUGGUAAAUUUUUUUGUAAAAGAGUUCUUAUACGGAAGAAAUAAGAAAAUAAAUGCUUUUAUAUUGUUUA